Peromyscus californicus insignis is the source of this 7631-nucleotide messenger RNA. It is a transcript of the gene Lrrn4cl, whose product is annotated as LRRN4 C-terminal like. Gene Ontology annotation, molecular function: protein binding. Bases 1687 to 2448 code for a protein of 253 amino acids. Lineage: Eukaryota; Metazoa; Chordata; Mammalia; Rodentia; Cricetidae. The transcript has 2 exons. The record is from RefSeq and is a predicted model, not a curated record.
AAAAAAAAAAAAAAAAAAGCAAGUUGGGGAGGAAAAGAUUUAUUUAGCUUACACUUCAAUAUUGCUAUUUAUCAAAGAAAGUCAGGGCAGGAGCUGAUGCAGAGGCCAUGGAGGGGAGCUGUUUACUGGCCUGCUCCACAUAGCAUGUUCAGCCUGAUUUCUUAUAGAAUCCAGGACCACUAGCCUGGUAAUGAGCCUCCUCACAACAGACUGGGCCCUCCCCCAUCAAUCACUAAUGAAGGAAAUGCCUUACAGCUAGACCUUAUGGGACAUUUUCUCAGUUGAGGCUCCCUCCUUUCAGAUAACUCCAGCUUGUGUGUCCAGUUUCCAUAAGACCAGCCAGCACAGCCACCACGUAAGUGCUAGGAACUGAACCUAGGUCUUUCGGGAAGAGCAGCCAGUACUCUUAACCACUGGGCCGUCUCUCUAGCUUCUGUAUUGCUAUUCUUUAAAAGGAUAGUCUAAGAGCAUUACACACUCCAAGGAGAUUUAUUUAGUCUAUGAUCUAAUGUCCCCAAUUAUACUCAAAGUACUAAGUCAGGAAUUGAUGAACACCUAUAUUCCAGUUACUUAACUGAGACAGAAAUGUUUGAGCCCAGAGGUUCAAGGUCGACCUAGACAAUUACUCUCUCUCUCUCUUUGCUUAUUUUUGUUUUAUUUUGUUUUUUGAAACAGGGUUUCUCUGUGUAACCUUGGCUGUCCUGGGCCUAGCUCUGAAGACCAGGCUGGCCUGUAACUCACAUAGUCUGUCUGUCUCUGCCUCUCAAGUGCUGGGAUUAAAGGCGUGCACCACUGCCACCACCACCUAGCCUUUUUUCUUUCCUUUUUAUAUAUUUCUUUUAUAUAUUUAUAAACAGAUUCUUCGAGACUGGCCUCAAACUUUUAGCAACUCUCCUGCUGCAUCAUCCCAAAGCACUGAAUUACACGCUUGUACCACCUAUCCAGAUGUUUUAUGACUUUGGUUUGUUUUCUGAGAGAAGGUCUCACUAUGUAGCACAGGCUGUUUUCUAAUGAUUCUGCCUCAGCAUCCCUAGGCUGAGGAAUUCAGGCAUGCACCACCACACUCAAUGCAGCUGUUUCCAUCCCAUAAUCUAGGGAAGAAACCCUAUCCUGGCCAGAUGUAGGCUUCCUGCUCUAGCCAUGUGAUUCUCAUCUCCCUGAGGGGAGGGGGAUAGGGUAGGGCGGGUCUGGAGAGCUAGGAUACAUCAUUCUGGCCUUUACACCCCUCCCUUCUCUGUCUAUUGGGAGGCAGAAGACAGGAAAUGACUGCCAUGAAUGUGGUAGGAUUUUCACUAAAACAGGAUUUUCUAAUUCAGGCCCCAUACCAUCCACAGAUGUUUUCCUGUCUGAUACCAGCCAGGUGCCCUCCCUCCUCCCUCUGAUAAUUCUCUUCCCAUCCCUUCACAUGACUGCAGCCUGUGGAUUCUCCGUUCCUGGCUGCUUUCCACAAUUCAUUCCUGUCAGAACCCAGGCAUCCUGGCCUUCAGCUGAAAGCGCUGCGUGUGGCUUCCCCUAUCCCUGGCCCCGUGACUCAGUCCCUCUGAGGGAACCAGCCCUCUUCUUGGCACUCGGGGGCUAGGUGGUGACAUCAGAGUUGAGGGGUAUAAAAGUCCUCAGCCAAAAUAGAAUUGAAGACACAACCUGAGAGUGGCCUGUGACAGGGACCUCUCCGCCUGAUACCCACGGAUGUCUGGAGGCAGAUUCUCACCGUGUCAAGGCCUACCCACUGACUCCAUGCUGGGCUCUCUUUCCCUUCUGUGGCUUGUGGCCAUGACCACCUCCUUGGUUUCUAAAGCUCAGAUCUUGACCCCCCAAGACUAUGAGGAAGAGGACGAUGAGGCGGUGACCAUACCUUCUCUGGCUGUCCCUUGCGACUAUGACCGUUGCCGCCACCUGCAGGUGUCCUGCAAGGAGCUGCAGAAGGUUGGGCCAGUAGCCUGCAUGUGCCCAGGGCUCUCCAGGGAAGAUCAGCAGCCAGACCCUCCGCGGCUGGGAGAAGUGCAAAUUGUCGCUGAGGAAGGCUGUGCGGUUGUCCACUGGUGUGCUCCCUUCUCUCCGGUCAAUCACUACUGGCUUCUGUUUUGGGAAAGCAACGGGGCUCCACAAAGGAGUGGCCCCUUCAAUGCAACAGUUCGAAGAGCAGAGCUGAAGGGACUGAAGUCUGGGGGUAUUUACAUCCUUUGUGUGGUGGCUGCUAAUGACGCUGGUGAGAGCCAUGUUCCUGAAGCAGAUGUUGAGGGUCCUGAGAACUGGGCUGGCUCUUCCUUUGGGCCUUGUCGAAAGCUUAUCAUGCCGCCUAGACCUGUCAUCCUGGUCCAUGCAGCUAUGGGAGUGGGCACGGCUUUGGCUCUGCUGAGCUGUGCCGCCCUGGUUUGGCAUUUCUGCCUUCGUGAGCAGUGGGGUUGCCCCCCGCGGCAAGGUACCGCCCAAGCUUCAGAAGCUCUCUGAUAGGAGUCCUACCGACUGGAAACAAGUCUGGUGCAUUCCAGCCACAUCUGGAGAGCCCAACCCACUCCCAGGAGUGUGGGGCCUGCUGCCACCUGGCACCAGCUGCACGGCCAAGUCAGAGCAGAAGCCCAGGCCAUUGGCCUCGGACUGAGAGCUUGUUUAGUCCCAAAAUAACCGGUCACUAUGUUCUCUGGGCUCUAGGAGUAGUAGCAAUUAUUCCUUGGGGGUCAGAUGUAAAUGAUUUAAGCUUUAUGGGCUGGAGGGGGUAAAAUUGCAGACAUUACAUAGGUACUUAUAUAUAGCCAGUUAAAAUCGAGCUGUUUAAGGCCCUGCAUGGUGGUCUACAAUUCUAAUCUGCAGCACUGACCCUGUCUCUAAAAUAAAAUAAAACAAAAGCAAAAACUAACAAAAGUAUGGGGGCGGUGAGGGAGAAAGAUGGUUCAGUAGUUAAGAGCACUGGCUACUUUUCCAGAGGACCAGAGUUUUAUUCCCAGCAUUCACAUGGCAGCUCACAACGAUCUAUAACUCCGUUUCCACGGGAUCCAAUGUCUCCUCCUGACCUCUGCCAGCAGUAGGCACUCACACACAUGCAUAUAUAUACAUGCAGGCAAAACACUCAUACACAUAAAAUAAAAAUAAAUUUAAUAAUGUAAACUGUCCAUAGCUCAUAGGUCUUCAAUGGCAAGGGGCAGGCCAGGUUCAGCCUAUUGGGUGGGGUGUGCCAACACAAGCUAUACAUUCUCACAAGUCCUCUGCAGCGGUGUGUGGCUUCCACAUAGAUUCUGAGAAUAAGCUUCUGGGGGGCAGGAGUUGAAGUUGGAGCUAUGCCCUUCUCCUCCCUACCUUUCUUUUGUUACUAAGGAUGAGCCUGCUCAGAGUCCAACUGUGUCUGGGGAAACUGAGGAUUAAGGAUCACCAUGAACUGGAGGAGACAGAGGGCCCAAGCUGCAGUCUACACAAGUUAGUGGGGGUUUUUUUUUGUUUGUUUGUUUUUUGUUUUUUCCUUUGAGACAGGGUUUCUCUGUGUAGUUUUGGUGCCUGUCCUGGAUCUCGAUCUGUAGCCCAGGCUGGCCUCAAACUCACAGAGAUCCACCUGGCUCUGCCUCCCAUGCGCUGGGAUUAAAGGUGUGCGCCACCACUGCCCGACUUCAAGUUAGUGUUUUUGUUAGUUAUUAGCAGUUUAUACCAAUGACUCCCCCCAGGUUUGUGUAAUUGUUUAUCCACUGUAAUAACAUUAAAGGCAAAUUAAAAACAUUGUAUUUUGUUUUCAUGAUCCUCUUUAAUUCCAUAUAUAUAUGUAUAUAUAUGUAUGUAUAUAUAUAUAUAUAUAUAUGCCUAUUUUCAUCACUUCUUAGCCUUUUGACUAAGAUCAAGUGUAUGACUAUUUCUCAAAGUAAUAUGUAUACUUUCAGUUUGUGUUUGUUUGAGACAAGGUCUCACUGUGUAGCUCUUGCUGGCCUAGAACUCCCUAUAUAGACCCAGUGGGCUUGAAACUCACAGAGAUCUUCCUGCCUCUGCCUCCUGAGUGGAGGCACCACUAUACGGGCUGUUUGGAUGUUUGAUCAGACCUUGACCAGUCUGCUACUUUCCACACAGUCCACCGUGGCUUUGAAUUGUGGUAAUCCUCCUCCUUCAACCUUCUGAGGACGCAUGCAUAGCCAGCUUCAAAACGUAUUUACUAUUUCCAAUUUUCUAAGCUUUUAAAUUUUUUUGUAUGCAUGUUUGCAUGCCAUGGCAUCCAUGUGGAGGUCGGAGGACAACUUUCAGGGGUUGUCUCUGUACUGUCCCAUUCCUCCCUGGAAUGUGGGUUCCAGGGCUCAAGCGCAGGUUGUGAAGCUUGGCGGCAAGCUCCUUUCCCUGAUGAACCAUCUCGCCAGUCCCUGAAUUUAUUUUUUGUCCCCCCCCACCCCAUUUAUCUUUGAAAUUAUAUAGAUGUAGAAAAGUUUGUUACAAAGUGAGCUGGAGAGAUGGCUCGGCGAUUAAGAGCUUUGGCUGUUCUUCCAGAGGUCCUGAGUUCAAUUCCCAGCACCUACAUGCACCCACGUGGUAGCUCACAACCUUCUGGUGCCCUCUUCUGGCCUGCAGGUAUACAUGCAGACAGAGUACUCUACACAAAAUAAAUAAAUAAAUACAUCUUAAAAAAAAAAAAAAACCAGCCGGGCGGUGGUGGCUCACGCCUUUAAUCCCAGCACUCGGGAGGCAGAGGCAGGCGGAUCUCUGCGAGUUCGAGGCCAGCCUGGGCUACAGAGUGAGUUCCAGGAAAGGCGCAAAGCUACACAGAGAAACCCUGUCUCGAAAAACCUAAAAAAAAAAAAAAAAAAAAAAAAAAAAACCAAAUUGCUACACAGCAUAAACCUCAUUUUUACUAGUAUGAUAACUUUUGGAGGUGCUGGAAUUGCAUCGAGAGCCCUGGAAAUGGUAGGCAUGCAUUCUACACCUGAGCUAUCUAGCUAUAUUCCCAGCAAGGUCAUGGAAUUAGUGUCCAUGUGUACACUGUUCCAGGACAGUAGCUAUGCUGAACUGAAUUAUUCUAGCCUCAGAACAAAGUUGUUAUUACCCAAGGUCUCAAAAUUGAUUUGGGAACCUAAGAAAAAAUUAAAAGCCCCACCCAAACCAGAUGUGGUGGUAUGAAUUUUUAAUCUCAGCACUCUACAGGCAGAGGCAAUAGGAUCUCUGUGAGUUCCAGACCGAUUGGGGCUGCACAAGGAGUUCCAGGCCAGGCACGGGGGCACAGUGAGGCUCUGUCACAAGAAUGCGUUACUUAUUCUUGCUCGGUUUUUUGGGUUAUUACUUUUUUUUAAGUAAUUCUCAUUAAAACUAUCAUUGUUCAAGCUGGGCGGUGGUGGCUCACACCUUUAAUCCCAGAUCAGAUCGGGAGGCAGAGGCAGGCGGAUCUCUGUGAGUUCGAGACCAGCCUCAUCUGCAGAGUGAGUUCCAGGACAGCCAGAGCUACACAAAGAAACCCUGUCUCAAAGGAAAAAAAAACCCAAGGAGAAAGAGAAAAUAACUCUAUCAUCUUUAAUUAGAAAGAGUAUGCAUUCCCAGCUGAGUAUGCUGGAUUCACAGUUAAUUAAGAAAAACUUUCACUGUUAUGAGUUAUAUAUGGAAGGAAGGCUGGGGGCUAAUUGAUUAAAUUACAAAAUCCUUCAACAACAGCUUCUGGUUAGUGCUUAAAUAUGGCAAUCAAAUCGUUUUUGCUUUUUAAAUUAUUUGUUCAUUUAAUAUGAAUGGAUAUUUUGCCUGCAUGUAUGUCUGUGAGUCAUGUGGGUUCUUAGAUCCAGAGGAGGCCAGAAGACGACAUUGGAUACCCUAGGACUACAGUUACAGGUAGUCAGGAGCUGCCGUGGGGGUGCUGGGAAUUGAACCCUGGUCCUCUGGAACAGCAGCCAGUGUCCCUAACUACUGAGCCAUUUUUCCAACCCUUCUUUUCUGUUUUGUUUUUUUCCAGAGUUUCUCUGUGUAGCCCUGACUGUCCUGGAACUUGUUCGGUAGCCCAGGCUGGCCUUGAACUCACAGAGAUCCUCCUGCCUCUGCCUCCCAAGUGCUGGGAUUAAAGUUGUGUGCCACCACCACCCAGCUUCUCCAGCCCAUCUUAUCUUAAUGCUUAUCUGGGUGAAAACAAUUAUUUUAUGUAUUUUGAAACUUCAAAUUCUCUUAGUCAGCAAGUGUACUAUGUUCCACAUGAGCUCAUGCUCUCUCUUAGAGGGUGGCUGUUAACAUUCAGGCAUCUGUACUGGCCUGCCCUUUGGGUCCUGACAGGAUAUACCUCAGCUGCAGCCACUAAGAGCACCCCCUGUGUGCCUUUGCUAGGUUUUCUUAUAAAAGGCGGGCCUUGCCCACCUCCCAUCUCUUUGUCCGAGGGACCGAGCUCUGCUCCCCUUCUCUCCCCUCCCCUCAAUAAACCUCCCAUGUGAGCCCUGUAGUAUGGUGUGAUUCCUUCCUCCCACUGUUUUUAAAAUAAAGCAGUGCCAGCUUACUCCAUAGUUGUACAACUAUACGUGGUCGUAUAAGGCUCACGCUGGAUUUGACCAGCAUAUGGUAUUUUCCUAGUUUUGAGAAAAUCUGUUUCUUUUAAAAGAGCAUAAUUUAUUUAUUUUUUUAAGAUGUAUUUAUUAUGUAUACAGCAUGUAUGACUGCAUGCCAGAAGAGGGCACCAGAUCUCAUUACAGAUGGCUGUGAGCCACCAAGUGGUUGCUGGGAAUUGAACUCAGGACCUCUGGAAGAGCAGCCAGUGCUUAAAAGAGCAUAAUUUAUAAUUGAUUUGUAUUAUUAUUAGUUUACUUUAUUUUAUUUUUGGUUAUUUGAGAUAGGUUCUCUCUACAUAGCCCUGUCUGUCCUGGAACAUGAGGCUGGCCUCAAACUCAGAGAUCUGCCUGCCUCUGCCUCUGAAAUGCUGAGAUUAAAGUCCUGUGCCACCAUGCCUGGCCCAAUGUAAGUGAUUUUUAAAUAAUGUGAAGUUUAAUAUAUAGAUGACCAAAACCCUUUUAAUGAACAAUGUUUUGUAAUUUGGAGAGUUACUUUGUGAUAUUCUCAGUAAAUGUAAUAAAGGUUUCAGCAAAUUCUGAAAAUAAAUAAAUAAAAUAAAAUGGGGCUGGAGAAAUGGCUCAGCAGCCUAGAGAUCUUGUUCUUGUGGAGGACAAGAGUUCAAGUCUCAGCACUAACAGGGCAGUCAAGCGCCUUCUGUAACUCCAGUUCCAGGGGCUCCAUCACCCUCUUCAGGCCUUCCUGGCGAUGCACACAUGGUGAACAGACACACAGUCAAGCACAACACCCACGCCAGUAAAAUAAACAGAAAUCUAAGCUGGGUGUGGUGGUAUACGCCUUCAAUCUCAGCACCCAGGGGGCAGAGGUGGGGAGAUUUCUGUGAGUUCAUGAGUUCAAGUCUGAUCAACAUAAUGAGAUCCAGGACAGCUAGGGCUGUGUAAAGAAACCCUGUCUCAAAACAAACAACAACAACAAAACCACCCAUAAACAUAAAAUAUAAAAAUAAAUCAGGCCAGGCAGUAGUGGCCCAUGCCUUUAAUCCCAGCACUUGGGAGCCAGAGGCAGGCAGAUCUCUGUGAGUCUGAGACCAGCCUGGUCUACAUAGUGAAUUCCAGGACAGGCAAGGCUACACAAAGAAACUUUCUAGAACCCCCUCCCACCUGCUGUAAAAAUAAAUGAAUAAAGUCUGCAGAGAUGGC